Messenger RNA from Oryza sativa Japonica Group (Japanese rice), 1454 nucleotides. RefSeq names its product CEN-like protein 2. Lineage: Eukaryota; Viridiplantae; Streptophyta; Magnoliopsida; Poales; Poaceae. The record is from RefSeq and is a predicted model, not a curated record.
CUGACAAAAUGUUUGUAUUAAUAACCAAAAAGAAAGGACCUGAAAAGAGGUGUAUUAACACCUCCAGAGAGUUCAAUAGCACUGGUGACUUGCAUCUUUCCCACGCAAACAGUUCUUUUAAGGGGGAAAAAAACAAAUGCAGAGGGAUUAUCCUUAGAACUUGAUGGAAGAUACAUGAAGUACAGCGUCAGCGUGUAUAGAUUCUAUUGCAAACUGUUAUAGAAGAAAAUAAGACCCUUGGUUGGUUAUGCUGCAAAAGUUGUUAGCUACUUUCUGUAGCCUUUUCAGUUAUUUUCCACGGCAUACCUGACUAAAAAACACACAUACUACUCAUGUCUCACAUUGUCCAUUGAGGUUGCAAGACACUUGACCAGCAGGCUGCUGGCCACUAUAAAUAGAGGCUCGUACUACCAUUGCCAAGCAAUCAGCCCACAGCUCACCGAAGUGCAUUAGCUCACCACGACUAGCUAGAGCACUCAUUGGUGUGCAAAAUAUUACUGUCUGCUCCUCUAAACAUGUCUAGGUCUGUGGAGCCUCUUGUUGUAGGGCGCGUGAUUGGGGAAGUUCUUGAUACCUUUAACCCAUGCAUGAAGAUGAUAGUGACCUAUAACUCCAACAAGCUUGUAUUUAAUGGUCAUGAGCUCUACCCAUCAGCAGUUGUGUCUAAACCAAGAGUUGAGGUCCAAGGGGGUGACCUGCGAUCUUUCUUCACAUUGGUUAUGACAGACCCAGAUGUGCCAGGACCAAGUGAUCCUUAUCUAAGGGAGCACCUUCAUUGGAUUGUUACUGAUAUACCUGGGACAACGGAUGCUUCUUUUGGACGCGAGGUCAUAAGCUAUGAGAGUCCAAAGCCGAACAUUGGCAUCCAUAGGUUCAUUUUUGUGCUCUUCAAGCAGAAGCGCAGGCAAACUGUAAUUGUGCCAUCCUUCAGGGACCAUUUCAACACCCGCCGGUUCGCCGAGGAGAAUGAUCUUGGCCUUCCUGUGGCUGCUGUCUACUUCAAUGCCCAGAGAGAGACUGCAGCCAGGAGGCGCUGAGAAAUGCAGCUCCAAUUGUCCCAAAAUUACGAUUCUCUGAAAUCAAACCUUUUCUGCCAUAUUACUUUCUCAUGAAUCAACGUUCUUCUGCUACAUCAGCAGCCAGUAUAUCUGCGAAUAAACCAGAUGCAUUUUGCAGCAUGUAUUAGUAUUAGAUUUCUUUCCGUAUCAAGAACAUAUUAGUGGAUUAUUUUGUAAGCAGUAAGAUUGAUAGCCAUGUUGGCAAAUUCCAGUGCACUAAUAUGUAAACCACGUUAUUAUUAAUGUUUUUAAGUCAUGUAUAAGCCAAUUCAUGCUGGUGGACAAACCCAACUGGUAGAAAGGGCUUUUUAUCUAUUUGUAUGUCGCUUGGUGGCUCCACAUGGUGUCGCUUGGUGGCUCCACAUUGCAUACUACUAUUCAGGUUAUUAACUUGUA